Pogonomyrmex barbatus (red harvester ant) is the source of this 2226-nucleotide messenger RNA. Its product is annotated as PI-PLC X domain-containing protein 2. Gene Ontology annotation, biological process: lipid metabolic process. NCBI's taxonomy places the organism in Eukaryota, Metazoa, Arthropoda, Insecta, Hymenoptera, Formicidae. Gene Ontology annotation, molecular function: phosphoric diester hydrolase activity. The record is from RefSeq and is a predicted model, not a curated record.
CAUUAAACUACUACGGUUACCGGUAGUUCGUUCGGCUGUCUAUCGUUCAGUCGUCGGGUUGUCAGCCGAAGACCACUGCACCGUUAGCAGGGCAUUUAAAUUCGUUUUCCGUACGAUUUCAAUUCCGCGCGUUCCGCGAUUCUUCGAUACGACAAUAAUGCUUCAUCCAAUCGAGAGAUUCUCCUAAGCGAGACGGAAGUGAAACGUAAUUAAAAACAUCGGAAAAAAAACAGUCGUCAUCAUUAUCGAGCGCGACGAAUUAUAUUUAUAAGACUGUAUACACCUUGUAUACAGGAGUACUUGCAGAGAGAAUAGAAUAAAUUUUCAAUAGAAGAAUGAGACGAUAUUGUGGAUAAUAAAUCUGAGGGAAAAUCAUUCCAUUAUUGCUUAAAUUUAAUUUUAACCAAAAGUGCAAAAGUGAAACUUUAUGUCUUUCAUAUUUUUUUUCUAUUUUUUUUCUCUAUUUUUUUCUUUAUUUAAGAAAAUAUUUUUAAUUUUUAAAAAGUGAAAAUUUAUUUCUUGUUAACAAAAAUUUAUUACGGCAAUGUCAUCACAAAAAUAGAGUUGUAUAUUUUAGAAACUCUAGACUUUUAUAUCGAAUUAUGCUUAAAGAAAUCAGAAACUGUUUGAUUAAAUCACGAAUGUACAACAAUUGCUGACAUUGGAAGAUCGGAGACAAUAGACAAAUAAUUUUGAUUAAAAAUCUCUUUAUUUCAAUCAUGCUGAAAGGAAUUAUUCUGUUGGUUCUUCAUGUCUUCUGCGACAUUGCAUUGGCAGGGCAAUGCGGAAAGGUGUGGGUUACGGUUUCCUCUUUGUGGAGACCAAUCGCUGCCAGCGACAAGGUGGUCGAUGCCGAAUUGGAAGUAAAUUGGGAAUUCGAUUGUCCGGCGGGCACAAGAUACUCAGAUACCCAGAUCAAGGUGUUCACUGCUGACCCGUUAGCAGCACAUAACAAAAUGAUCAAACCCGAACUGAUUUUGACUUCCUUACAACGUCCCCGAGGAUAUUAUAGAACAAAUAUUACAGUUGGUCGCCCGCCACUGCCAGGAGGAUGGAAUACAAAGGACGGGGCUACUCUGCCAGGAUCACAUUGUCUCGAUUAUUAUGCAAUCCUUUACAAAGACGGUCACAUGUUUUCCAUGUCCUGUUUGCAAAUUUGGCCGACGUGGAUGUAUGAUUUGAGGAGAGAAAUCGGUAUGCUUCCUAUCGGCAGUCUGAUGAUACCCGGAACACAUAAUUCUGGUUGUUACAAACACGGCGAUCUGACACGCCGAGAUGCCUUUCAGCGGUACUUGUUGACACAGGAUCGUGAUGUUUGGACGCAGUUGGUGCAUGGCAUAAGAUAUCUAGAUAUUAGAGUUGGAUAUUAUCCAUCGAUACCGAACGGCACCGCACUUGACGAGGACGGCAAUCAUGUAAGUAGAUUCUGGGUCAAUCACGACGUCAUCCGUAUCACACCUCUUUCAGAGAUUUUAAAGGACGUGAGGGAUUUUUUGGACGCAGCGAGGGGUGAAGUUGUCAUUAUGGACUUUCAUAGAUUUCCUGUCGGCUUUGAAGGUAGACCAAACAGACAUCGGAAAUUGCUAGCUAUUUUACAUAGAGAAUUCGAAAGUUUAAUCUUGAAGCCGGAUAGAGGGAUUGAAGGUCUGGGACCAACAUUAAAUGAUAUUUGGACCGGCGGGAAAAGAUUAAUUAUCUGUUAUGGUGACAAACACAUAGUAAACGAAUAUGAAUGGCUAUGGCCACCCUUGACACAAGUAUGGGGCAAUCAGCAAACAGUAGAGGGUUUGUUCGAAUAUUUGGAUGAAGAAAUUUUGGGAUCAAAAAAACGCAGAAAUAGUCAGAAUCCAUUGUGGGCAGUAAUGGCGGAAUUGACGCCAUUUCCAUUAGACAUUUUCUUUAAUUUAUCUGGCGGACUUCGGCAGAUGGCGGAUUCUGUUAAUCGAAAUCUCACUGUCAAGUUUCAAGAGGAAUGGUGGAAGGAAACGAAUAUCGUGGCUACAGAUUUUUUUCUCGGAAACGAUCUGAUUUGGGUAUCGAGAAUGUCAAAUAUAAAGAAAAGUAAUAUUGCACAAUGGCGUUUGUAGUCAAAAUAUAAAAUUACUUUAAUAAUUUUGAAGUUAUUCCUCGUUUUGAAAAUAACAAGAAAAUAUUCACUCAGCAGUGAAACAAACAUUUUAUUAAAUUUCCAUAAAUCUUAAUAAAGAUGGAACGAUGUACAUUGAA